ACCUGGAGAUGGAUAGCCAAGAAAAAGUCUGUCGAUCUUACGAGUCUGAUGUUCGCUGCAGAUGUUGCCGUAUAAUCAUACCAAUAGGGGAAGAGACAGAAUGUUCCAGAUGUAUGGAAGAGCACAACAGGAAACUAUUGCAGAUCAUCGGGGAUGAUCAUCACCUACUGUCAGUGGGACUGUUAGACUGUCUUCCAUAUCCAGGAGCAUUAAUGUGGUUUAUUAUCCUAGCACGCUCCAUCACCGGUGAAAUCACAGUAUCCCAGCCCUUCUUAACCAGUCAAUACGGGUACAUGCUCUGCGUGGAGCUAGUUGCUUUCAACUCUCCCGGGGACCGUCGCAUCUUCCUGCGUCCAAUCAUUCUGAAGGGGCCAUAUGAUGCAGUGAACUCAUGGCCAUUCAGGGAGUCAAUCACUUUUAAGAUCAUCAACCGCAGUAACCCAAGUGAGAACAAGGUCCUCACCUUCCAGACAGAUCAGGGAGGCAUAUCCAGACCCAAGAACGUGAUGAGAGUUGCUGCCACCGCUGGUGUUGAAUGUCCAGACAUUGGUCAGCUCAUGAGAGAUGGUUUCAUCGAGGAUGAUACAUUGAUCAUCGUGUGUGAGUGCCAUACAUCGGAUAUACCAAUACAGACGCGAGAAACAUUGCCGAUAUCGUGCGAUGUUACAAGUUAAAGGAGAAUGAAACCCUUGAAACCAGCUGAAUCCAUAUCAAAGAGAAAAAUCAAAGAAACAUAUUGUUGAAAGUUUGAGGAAGAUUGAAUGAAUAAUAAGAAAGUUAUGAGAAUUUGAAUAUUGAGAUCACUAGUGCCAUGUAGAUCCUCCCAUCGGCAAUGCGACCAAGAUCUGUGAUAUCACACACGUACAACUCCCUCAUUACUUUAGUACUUAUUUCACUUAUAUUCUCACUUUUAUAGAGUCUAUCACAAGGUGAGGUGUUCUCUUUUAUGAGAUGACAAGUACAGAGGUUUCACAACAUUAUAUCAUUGAUGAAUCAUUUGUCAUAUGAUUAGAAUGAGCAAAAAGAGAUGUUUUGGGGUAUAUUUUCAGUGUCCAAAUGGGAGAGUUGUACGUGUGUGACAUCACAGAUCUUGGUCGCAUUGCCAAUGGGAGGAUCUCCAUAGCAUUAGUGAUCUCGACAUUCAAAUGCUCACAACUCUUUUAUUG
Lytechinus pictus (painted urchin) is the source of this 1166-nucleotide messenger RNA. Its product is annotated as TNF receptor-associated factor 1-like. The transcript is spliced from 3 exons. NCBI's taxonomy places the organism in Eukaryota, Metazoa, Echinodermata, Echinoidea, Temnopleuroida, Toxopneustidae. Bases 9 to 674 code for a protein of 221 amino acids. Gene Ontology annotation, molecular function: protein binding. The record is from RefSeq and is a predicted model, not a curated record.